This is a messenger RNA of Periconia digitata, 4485 nucleotides long. NCBI's taxonomy places the organism in Eukaryota, Fungi, Ascomycota, Dothideomycetes, Pleosporales, Periconiaceae. The record is from the annotation of a GenBank genome assembly.
UGAGCUGUCAGUUGCCUAGAGGCAAACUUGACGAUAGCAUGCAGAUGUGCGAGGUAGUUGCCUCGUACUCGCGCCAAUGCACAUUGCCGAAGUCUUCCAAUGUCAGGUUAUUGCGCCAAAAGUACGACAGCUCGGUCCGCCCUGCAGGAUACGAGUUACGGCAUAUGCGCACACUACCGCAUGUGCGAAUACGAGUUCCUCAUGGCAUGUUGUUUGUCCACAUAGACUACUUGCAUCCAGGAAAUCAGUGCCGUCGCAGUUAAGCUUCUCGUGCCAAUUACCGGCAUGAACAACGAUCUCAGAUACAUGAGAUAUACACCACUUGCAGUACAGAUGGUGCGAAUUCACUGCACUCAGGAGUCCGACAUCAGAUUUCAAUAAAAAGGCAGUCUUAUUGAGAUUGAAGGUCUCGAACAGCAUUACCAUCGCACCUUUGAGGCUCAGCUCCCCCCCCCUUGCCUUUCCAUCCUUGAGGUCAAUUUUCAAGCCACAUAUUCAGAUAUGUGCAUAAGCGAAAGCUAUUUACAACUCGCUUACGAGCAAGUGGCAGGGCCAGGUCUCACUUUGCUUCUUCGACGAAACAACUGACGGUGGAUUUGUAGUAGCCUUACUGCAAUGUGAAGACGGACGGUCCAUAAGCCACAAUAUCGAAAAGCGGCUUGGGCGAAGCUUCAGUGCGUGUUGGAUUCAUCGAUGUUGGGUCAUAUACGACUUUCUGGCGACAGUAUUUCAGCUGCGACCUAGGAUUUGCUCCCCAGGAAUGCAUGGUGGCAGUUUAACUACAGUAGCGUAGCAAGCUACUCAGGCCCACAUCAGCAUGAUAUUUGCAUAUGGUAUACGAGUGAGUAGGCACCAUCUCUCGCGCUGCUUCUGUGACAAAGUCGCGUGGCAAAGCGCGUCCAAAAUUAGUCUACCCGCAGAUGGUGCUGAUAUCCGACGACCUGGUUCAGUUUCCCACAUUGUUCACGUCCAGACCCGUUAUUAGUUCAAUCCUAUCUCUAUCGAGUAUUGUGAAGCGAGUUCUACCAAACGAGAUGCAUUGCCACAAAAGGUAUCUUUUGAGCGAUGCUUUCAAGUUCUGAUACAUCUUGUAGUAGUUUAGGCAUCAGUCGAUCUUUCAAGCCAAAUCAAAUUGCACAGUGGACGCAUGGGGCGGUUUGAAAGUAUUUCUCCCACAUCUGUUAGGCCAGGUUCGAGACUCCUCGUUUCAGGCACCAUCUGGGUCUGCACACCGGACAACCCCAACACACCCUUGAAGAUGACUUCAAAUAUAGCGUGGUGGCUUGCAGGCAAACAACACUGGUAGCUCGUUCUUCUUCCGCGGGCUUACCAUUUUAGACCUGGACAAUUGACAGUUCGUGUUCUAAAUGGUAGGAUGCAAUGGAUCUGAUUCUGGACAAUAGCUAAGAAUUUUUUCUCGGGACAAGGUGUUCGUAUUCUCAAGGAGAAGCUAUGUGUGGUAUAAAUGUGGACUCUUUCCACAGUCAGAAAGAUCACCAAGCAACUUCCAAGCUCUCUUGGCCGGAAGCUUCUUUCUACGAAUCUGUCUGUAACACGAGAUAUCGUUGAUCCAUCAUUGUUAACUAUCGACCACAUAUCAGUCUUUCACUAUGUCGUCUCGAUUCCUUCGAUCUUUUCUUCCGCUUCUCUGGGCAGCCAGUACUGUUUAUGCAAAGGGCGGUGACGACAAAUGGCUAUCUCCAGUCUAUCCAUUAUACACUCAGCCUCUCGCGUUUGGAGAAGAGAUAUCACCCAAAUACACUGUCAAGAACUCUGAUGGCUCUGAUCUUGAUUACUAUGAGAUCGACAUCAAGCCAGUGGACGUUCAGAUCUACCCUGGACUUGGAAAAACCCACCUUGUUGGCUACAACGGCGGCGUUCCAGGUCCCACUUUCCGUAUGCAGAAAGGUAGAGAAGCCGUUGUGCGUUUUGUGAACCACGCAACACUUGCCAACAGUGUCCACCUUCACGGUUCAUACAGUCGCGCACCAUUCGACGGCUGGGCGGAUGAUAUCACGAAGCCCGGACAGUACAAAGACUACUACUAUCCCAACAGACAAAACGCUCGGACUUUAUGGUACCAUGACCAUGCUAUCGAUCACACCGCUGAGAAUGCCUACUACGGCCAAGCUGGCUUCUACAUUCUGUCCGAUGCGGAAGAGGACGCUCUCAACCUUCCGUCCGGAAAAUACGACCUCCCUCUGGCUUUAGCAUCCAAGCAGUACAACUCAGAUGGCACACUUUGGGAUCCGGAGAAGAAUGGAGAAGAAGUAUCUCUUUGGGGAGAUGUUAUUCAUGUCAAUGGUGUCCCAUGGCCUUUCCAUCAAGUCGAACCUCGCAAGUAUCGCCUGCGUUUCUUGAAUACUGGUAUCAGCCGUUCGUUCCAGCUUUCUUUCGAAUCCAGCGAUGCUGUCGGCAAACAGAUCCCUUUCACAGUUUUCGCUUCCGAUGCUGGGUUGACUCUGAACCCCGUACAGACCAAUGACUUGUACAUCUCUGUAGCGGAACGUUGGGAGGUCAUCGUCGAUUUCAGUGCUUAUGCGGGUAAGAACGUUACUGUCAAGAAUGCUCGUAAAGUUGCCGCAGACGACGACUACAACAGUACCGAUCAAGUCAUGCGAUUUAUCGUUGGGAACACCGUGUCGGAUUCCUCGAACAACUUGCCCAAUGGACUUCCUCAAACGCUCAGAACGGUCCCGUUCCCUCCAUCCCACGCUACUAGCGAAUAUAACUUCAAGUUUCAGAAGGGUAACGGAGGAGGAUGGAAUAUCAACGGAGUUACAUGGUCUGAUGCGAACUCCCGAAUUCUCGCAAAGCCCCCUCGCGGCUCAGUUCAAAAAUGGACGCUCGAAAACACUUCGGGUGGCUGGAGUCAUCCUAUUCAUAUCCAUUUAGUUGAUCUUCAGAUUGUUUCCCGAAGUGGGGGUAGGGGAGCUGUAAUGCCUUACGAAAAGGUCGCACUCAAGGACGUCAUGUGGCUCGAUACAAACGAGAAGAUUGAAGUCGUCGCACGGUAUGCACCAUGGGAUGGAGUCUAUAUGUUCCACUGCCAUAACCUUAUCCACGAAGACCACGAAAUGCUGGCCGCAUUCAACGUCACCGCCUUGCCAGAUCUCGGCUAUCCCGAAACCACGCACUUUAUCGAUCCAAUGGAGCCGCGCUACCGUGCCACCGACUUUUCGGAAUCCGACUUCCAAUCUCGCAGCGGCGUGUUCAGCGAACAGGGCAUCAAAGACAAGCUAAACUUCUUCAUUGGACUUGAAGCAUACAGCAAAGUCGAUGAGGUUGAAUCUGCUCUUGUGGACUACUGGUCGACUCACACUGGGGGCGCAGCUCCCACAAGCACUUCCAAGGGCGGCAGUGGCAGUACUAAGACGAGUACAACGUCUUCCCCUACUACUCUCAAGACGUCAACGACAAAGUCUUCGUCGUCUGUUACAUCUACCAAGACGAAGUGAUGAGCACUUGUUAGAUAUCUCUUUGCCGCAGUCGGUAGGGACUCUGCAUGAUCGGCGUUGAUGGGAUUGUUUUUAUUUUCCUUUCUUUUAUAUUUCUGUACGUGCCGUUACCUAUCAAUUCGCUUCGAGUAUACAGUUUUACAGGGAACAAACGAAUGUAGAUACGCUAUUCAUAUAUAUUGUUGCAAGAAGCUUGAGUACAGUGACUUGAGAACGUAAAAAUUGUAGAGUUGGAUUUUGGGUGUCUCUACACACAGCGAUGUUUAUCGUGAUAAAAUACCAGGACACAGGUUUCUGAACGUAAUAAGGGUUGGGGAGCACUCUUGGAGACAUAGCAAUUUACUCCCCACCUAAGUAGAGCUUGAUCAAAUUCUUUGGUAACUCACAUCUCAUUACUCAAAAUAUACAACUGCUUGCGGCUUUUGUUGAUGAUAUGAAUACAUAAGACUGAAGUCGAAUGUCAAAUUUGUAACAUCAGAGAAAUUAUUUGUUUACAAACAACGUUCAAGUAUAUAUGGUAUAAUUUGAUCCCGUACCGGUUGAGACAUAUCAUUCGACCCAAGUACGAUAGUUGAAAAUCACAGAAGAUUGAUGUCGAAAUGUGACGGAAAGCUACUGUAUGAGAGUAGGCUUACUUGCUGUAAAGCUGUAUUUCGUAAAUUAAGAGACAAUACUAGACUUAAGCUUGAAUGUAUCGAGGAAGGAUGUAAUUCAGACCGAAGACUUAAAGAACCCACACUGACAAUAAUUUUCUGCCUGCAUGUGUUCACUCAACCCUACUCGCCAGCAUACCAGCUCGUAACGAGCAAUCACCGCACGAACAACAGCAUUACAAUCAGGAAUCCGAGUCCGACAACAGAAAGAAACAUUUCAACCUAAUCCCAUCACACAAGCUGCUACCCAAGAAGUCACCCAACAAAGCAAGGAUACCGCUCCCGCACGAGUAAUCGCUACGUCUCUGCCAAACCCCUCUGCAGCACUUCCAGCGCACAUACAUACAAGACACGCACACCACUCAUCACAUGCA